This is a messenger RNA of Cuscuta europaea, 1629 nucleotides long. The record is from the annotation of a GenBank genome assembly. Lineage: Eukaryota; Viridiplantae; Streptophyta; Magnoliopsida; Solanales; Convolvulaceae.
GCUAAUUGCUUAGGGUUUUCACUUUUCACAACCAUUUUCCAGCUUGAACCUGCAAUCUGUUUUCUUAAUCUUUUUACGUUUAGGUUAAUUUCACCAACAACAGAACAUAUUAUGUAUGUAUUUAGUAUAUUUUCGUUAUAAAAUGCGUCAAAUUAACUCCUCAUUUCCUCUUUUACUCCCUUUCUAGGGCAUCGCCAGUGGUCAUGACCGAUGCAUUUGAAGAAGAAUCCGAACCUACGAUUUCAAUAGGAGAGUACCUUAAGGAUGUCGAAGAACGGGAACUGGAAGCAGAUUUGGUUUUGGGUGGCGAUGAGGGAAAGGAAUGCACAUAUAAUAAUGGCUAUAUGAAAAGACAGGCUGUUUUCUCUUGUUUGACAUGCACUCCAGAUGGGAAUGCUGGGGUUUGCACUGCCUGUAGUUUGUCAUGUCAUGAUGGUCACGAGAUUGUUGAGCUCUGGACCAAGAGAAACUUUAGGUGUGAUUGUGGAAAUUCAAAAUUUGGAGAAUUCUACUGUAAGCUUCUGCCGAGCAAAGAUUUAGAAAAUCCAAAGAACUUGUACAACCAUAAUUUCAGGGGUCUAUACUGCAUGUGUGAGCGUCCAUUCCCUGAUCCGGAUGCUGAAGAACAAGAAGAAAUGAUCCAGUGUUGUGUCUGUGAGGACUGGUUUCAUGAACAACAUCUUGGUCUUCAGUCAUCUGACAUGAUUCCGAGAGACGAAGAAGGUGAUCCGGUUUAUGAGGAUUUAAUAUGCCAGGGGUGUGCACAUGUUUGUGCUUUUCUAAUGUUGUAUCCUCCGACAGUCUUUGCAUCUGUCUCCCAGAAAGAUGCAACAAGUUCUAUGAAGGAUAAAGAAGUGGCUGAGAAUCUUCCCCUAUCUUUAGGAUCUUUAGAGGAGACUAACGUUGCAAGUUCUUCAGUGGAAACUCCGGUGAAUAAUAAACUUAAUGGUGCUAUCCAGAAAUGCAUUCUUGGGUUGAACUUGAGUGAAGCUGUUGCUAACUUAGAGGAAAGUAAAUCGAUAUUCCUCUGCAAAAACUGGAGAGAAAUACUUUGCAGGUGCCCUAAAUGUGUGGAGUUUUACAACCAGAAAGGAGUUGGCUUCUUGCUUGACAAAGAGGACACAAUUGCAGAGUAUGAGGCAAUGGCAAAGCAAAAAAGAGAGAUAUUGAAGGAGCAGCAGAGCUCUGACUUUCUAAACAAACUUGGCCAUAUUGAGAAAAUGGAGAUCUUGUCUGGAAUUGCUGACUUUAAGAAUGAGUUUCAUUCUUUCCUGGGGUCUUUUGAUCCAUCAAAGGCGGUUACUUCUGCUGAUGUCCACCAAAUCUUUGAGAAUCUUGCAAAGAAACGCAGAAGAAAUGAAUGAGCUACUGGUAGUCUUAGUGCCGAUCAUAUUAUUGAUGUAGUCGUUGCUGCCUAUGUUAGUAUUAUCACGUGCUUGUGUAUUGUGUAAUAUGACAAAGUAUGGUUACCCGUUAAUGCUUUGUGUGGGAUCUUGGGAGACAUUAUUAUAUCAUCAAAACUUUGGUGUUGUAUAUUAGUAUAUAGAAUGAACAAAACUAGAGGUCAUUUUUCCUAAACACUCUACAGAAGUGUCUGCAAACAUAAAGAUUUGAAAGUGUUGAUUAUUU